Molecule: messenger RNA, 2499 nt
Organism: Linum tenue
Lineage: Eukaryota; Viridiplantae; Streptophyta; Magnoliopsida; Malpighiales; Linaceae
Source: the annotation of a GenBank genome assembly
GCGGCAUUUAUUUUCCCACUAACCAAACACGCCAGCAAGCUUUCUCGAAUCGAUCCACGGGAUACGGCCCGCCUGACAUGAUGAAUUGAUGAUGGCGACGCAGUGGGCGAGGAGUGGUACAAAGUCAGCUCCUCAUCUUCUAGCUUCUUCUUCUUUGCUGCAAGCGGAGGACUCACUCUGAACUACCUUAUCUCUCUCUCUCUACACACGAAGCUGAAGGAAGUUGUAACACGCGGACUGAAAUGUAAAGAAACAGAAGUAGUUUGGAGGUAGAUAGAAAAGCAACAGAAAUGUAGGGACCAAAAGGGAAAUAUGGCAAAGUGUAUAUAAGACAGGCUGUAACAACCUACAACGGCUAUCUGAAUACAACAACCACUUUUCCCUCCCUCACUUCUCUCUCUCUCUCUCUCUCUCUUCUCUGCUACUUUCCCUUUCUUCUCUUCUUCUUCCCUGCCGAGAGCUUCACCGGUCCAGAGCGUGACAGAAGUCGAGCACAAGUUUUCCGAUGGCCGCCGAUCUUGCUGCUGCGGCGGCGACGACCGAGGUUGAUUACGAAGAACAGGAGGAGGCGACCGUGAUGAAGCUCCUGCGGCGGAGAUUGCUGUCUAAGGUUCCGCGCUAUCGGAACGGAAGCGGAUUCCGCGUCAACGGCGGGCAGUCUGUUACUCUAACCUUCCCCGGGACCGACUCUGCUCACAAUCCAAUUUGGGAAGGAAGCAGCAGCGGUGGCGGUGGCGUUGACGUUGACGGAGGUGUGGCAGAUCCGUUGAACUGUAGCGUUUACUUGGAUGAACUCCAUGGUAAAUGGAAAUGCCAUCACUGCAACUGGACCUACUUCGUUGGAAGUUCGCGUUCUGGUGGGCUUGGUAGCCAUCCAAAGUGGCGAUGCCGCCAUUGCAAUUCCGACUCCUCCACCCAAAGCUUGUCGGUUGACCAUGGGGCUCCACGUUUCUCACCUGAAAUCAAAGGUGCUGAAUCCAUCAAUGGAGCUGCUGAAAAGAAUGGGUUUUCAGUUAACGGCUUGAGGCAACAAUCUGAGGGCGUUCUGGAAAAUGGAAGGCUCUCUGCUUCAAGUCUAACAUCUUUGAAUGGCUCGGUGGAAAGAAGAAAGGGAGUUGCAGAAUCAGACGUUGAAAUGCUGUUAGAGAAGCAAGAUACUCAUGAUCUGUAUUGCCCUGACUGUAGUUCCUGUAUCACACAACGGGUUGUCCUGAAUAUAAGAAAACAGAAUACUCCAAACGGGCAUGUCAUAAUGGAGGAAAACAAGCACUUCACUACUCCAAAAGGGAAUGCAGUUCUGGAGGAAAACGAGCAGUAUACCUCAAAUGGGUAUGCAAAGCUGGAGGAGAACACUUCCAAAGCACCAUUUCACCCUAUGCUCGAUGCUGAACCCACUCAUCCGGCCGAUGAUCCGGUUCAAUAUAUCGACAUUUCUGCAUACAAUGGUUCCAAUCCUGCAGCAAUCGACGGCACUGAUGGUCAGCAGGAUGUUUUCAGAUGCUUAUCCUGCUUCAGAUUUUUCAUUCCCGAAGCACGAGCAAGUAGUCGCCCACAGCUUGGCAGCCAGAGGGCUACGGCUAAACCGAGAGGCGGGGGAGGUGGAGAGGGCUAUGGAUGGGAGAUUUUGAAGUGUGUAGUGUUUGGAGGCUUGAUCGAAUCAAUUACGAGCCUUGGCGUUGUAUCUUCUGCUGCUGGAGCCGGUGCUCCAACUUUGAACGUUUUAGUUAUGGGGCUGGCGAACGUAAUUGGCGGACUCGUCAUCAUUACCAAUAAUCUGCUGGAUCUAAAACAGGAUCGCUCCAAAGCUACUACUUCAGAUAAUAAUGACGUUGAAGCAGAGGACCGCUACCAAACAACUCUGGGCAAGAGAGAAAACUUUGGAAUCCAUUUCAUGGCAGCCAUAUUAUCAUAUCUGGUGUGUGGGUUACUCCCAACAAUCACCUACGGGUUCACGUUUCAGAGCAAAAUAAGCAGCAACGGCAACAAAGACGAGAAGCUGGCAGCAGUAGGAAGCACGUCUCUCGUCUGCAUCAUUCUGCUUGCAAUUGCAAAGGCUCACACUCAAAAGCAGCAGCAGCAGCCUAAAGCCUACGCUGCAACAGUCCUUUACUUCUUCUGCAUAUGGAUGGCAACAUCGGGUAUAUGCUAUCUAGUUGGAGACCUAAUCAAGAACCUCAUCACGCCCGUGUAAAAUCCGUUUACAUUAUACAUACGCUUUAUCUUUCACCCUUAAUGGAACCUAAUCAGAGCUCGUCGUCGUCCUCGUAAUCACUGACUUUUACUUCUGCUGUCUUGGCGUCCGAUAUGGUUCUCUUGACCUUCUCCUUUGCUUCGUGCGCGGUCUUGGUCGCCAUUCUGGCUGCCGAUUUCGCUGUGUUCUCCAUUGUUUCUUUGCCUUUCUCUAUACUCCUCGCCACCGCCUCUUUCACCCGCUCUCCACUUCCUCCGCCACCGCCUUCUUCCACGCCGUCGAUGAUCUUGUCCGCUGCUUUCUUCGUA